Messenger RNA from Poeciliopsis prolifica (blackstripe livebearer), 4976 nucleotides. RefSeq names its product E3 ubiquitin-protein ligase RNF19A-like. The coding region runs from base 109 to 3129 and encodes 1006 amino acids. Gene Ontology annotation, biological process: positive regulation of proteasomal ubiquitin-dependent protein catabolic process; ubiquitin-dependent protein catabolic process; protein polyubiquitination. Lineage: Eukaryota; Metazoa; Chordata; Actinopteri; Cyprinodontiformes; Poeciliidae. The record is from RefSeq and is a predicted model, not a curated record. Gene Ontology annotation, molecular function: ubiquitin conjugating enzyme binding; zinc ion binding; ubiquitin protein ligase activity. The transcript has 10 exons. Gene Ontology annotation, cellular component: cytoplasm; ubiquitin ligase complex.
ACGAGAUCGGCGAACAACAGAGCGAUCUCUUGUAAGAGCUGUUGUCGUUCGAAACGGGGCUGCUGGGUGGGACCGAAGAAAGGGGAAAAUAAGUGCCUCUAUCAGCGUAUGAGGAAUUCACGGCACAGAAGCUGGGCGAGUCAUAAGUCAGGCUCACCGUUCUUAAAACGCACCACGUCUGGUGUUUCCCACGGUCUCCAGAACAAGUGUCACUGGCAACAGACGGUCCUGUUGCAUCUUUUUCUCCCUCGUGAGCCCCGCCUCUUCGCCAAAAUCCGGCUGCUAGAUGUGACGUCGAGGUUGAUCAGGAGAAGCCACCAUGUCCUAAACUCAGACGGGCCCUCUGGAGCCCUGCCCCCCCACCCCAUCCCUCCCUCACCCAGCCCCUCUCCCAUCCACCACCUCACCCCGUCCCCCCUCCCUCUCCCCCACCUCUCAACCCACGUGCGAGACAGGCUGCCCAGUGCUGGCUCCCCACCGGUGCGCCUAUCUCCUCCUUCCGUGGAGAUGAGCUCACAGAAGCAGCAGCUGGGCGCUGGAAACGUCGGGGUCAUGGAUUCUGACCGCGACCUGCAGUCUGCCACUUCUUCCAUCUCCCUUCCGUCAGUGAAGAAGGCCCCGAAGAAGAGGCGCCUCUCUCUGGCUUCUCUCUUCCGAAGACGAGGCCGGGACACAAAAUCAGGCCGCCAGCGGUCCAGGGACCUCCAGUACCCCGGGUCGGGUGGCCUUACGGGAGUGGACGGCAUUGCCAGCAUCGAGAGCAUCCACUCUGAAAUGUGCAAUGACAAGAACUCGGCCUUCUUUUCCGCGGUGGGGACGGGAGCCGCCUUCGCCGCUGCCGCCUCGUUGUCCUCCGCCUCAGGGCCUUCUUAUGCUGCUACCAGCUCCUCAGCUAAGGCGGGGGGAGCAGCAGGGGCGGAGCUGCUGGAGUGCCCACUGUGCCUUCUACGCCUCUCCAGGGAGAGCUUCCCCGACAUCAUGACGUGCCACCACCGCUCCUGCAGCGACUGCCUGCGCCAGUAUCUGCGCAUCGAGAUCUCGGAGUCGCGCAUCAACAUCAGCUGCCCCGAGUGCGCCGAGCGCUUCAACCCGCACGACAUCCGCAUGAUUCUGGGGGACCGUGUGCUGAUGGAGAAAUAUGAGGAGUUCAUGCUGAGGAGGUGGCUGGUCUCAGAUCCGGACUGCCGCUGGUGUCCCGCGCCAGACUGUGGGUAUGCAGUAAUAGCCUUCGGCUGUGCCAGCUGUCCAAAGAUCACGUGCGGCAGGGAGGGCUGCGGCACGGAGUUCUGCUACCACUGCAAGCAGCGGUGGCACCCCAACCAGACGUGCGACGCGGCGCGCCAGCAGAGAGCCCAGAGUCUCCGCUUGAGGACCGUGCGCUCGUCCUCCCUCAGUUACAGUCAGGAGAGCAGCGCCGCAGCCGAAGACAUUAAGCCAUGUCCUUGCUGCGCCGCUUACAUCGUCAAAAUGAAUGACGGGAGCUGUAACCACAUGACCUGUGCCGUCUGUGGUUGUGAGUUCUGCUGGCUCUGCAUGAAGGAGAUUUCAGACUUGCACUACUUGAGUCCGUCAGGCUGUACUUUCUGGGGGAAGAAGCCUUGGAGCAGGAAGAAGAAGAUUCUUUGGCAGCUGGGAACACUAGUGGGCGCUCCUGUCGGAAUCGCUCUGAUUGCUGGGAUAGCUAUCCCCGCCAUGAUCAUUGGCAUACCUGUAUACGUGGGCAGGAAGAUCCAUAGCCGCUACGAAGGCAAGGAUAUUUCCAACCAUGAGAGGAACCUGGUUAUUGCUGGUGGAGUGACGCUGUCUGCCAUCGUGUCUCCUGUGGUGGCUGCAGUCACCGUCGGCAUUGGCGUUCCCAUCAUGCUGGCCUACGUCUACGGCGUGGUGCCCAUCUCUCUGUGCCGCAGCGGAGGCUGCGGCGUGUCGGCCGGGAACGGAAAGGGAGUUCGUAUCGAGUUCGACGACGAGAACGACAUGAACGCUGGCAACGGAACGGCCGCUACCGAUACGACAUCGGUAGCCGACACCCGGAACAACCCCAGCAUCGGCGAAGGCAGCGUCGGGGGGAUGACGGGCAGCCUGAGCGCCAGCGGCAGCCACAUGGACCGCCUCGGCGCCGCCAGGGAUAACCUGAGCGAGACGGCCUCCACCACGGCUCUGGCCGGAGCCAGCAUCACCGGCAGCCUGUCCGGCAGCGCCAUGGUCAACUACCUGCACAGGAUGGAGGUCCAGGCCGACGUGCAGAAGGAGCGCUGCAGUCUGAGCGGGGAGUCCGCCACCGUCAGCCUGGGCACCAUCAGCGACAACGCCAGCACCAAAGCGAUGGCCGGCUCCAUUCUCAAUGCCUACAUGCCUCUAGAGGGAAACAGUAUGGAGGUCCAGGUGGACAUUGAGUCCAAACCCGUCAAGCGACGGCACCACAGCGGCGGCAGCAGCGCCGACGACGGCUGCAGCAACGCCGCCGGCCGCUGCGGCUGGAGCAACCCCACGGCCGGGUGCAGCUCCUCUGAAGGCAGAGGGACGGCCGCCAAGUGGGCCAAAGAGGCGUCGGCCUCCUCCUUCAGCGCCGGCGGCAAAAAGAGCAAAGGCAAGCUGCGCAAGAAGAGCGGCGGCACCAAGAUCAACGAAACGCGGGAGGACAUGGACGCUCAGCUGCUGGAGCAGCGCAGCACCAACUCCUCGGAGUUCGACUCGCCGUCGCUCAGCGGCAGCUUGCCCUCCGUGGCCGACUCCCACUGCAGCCGCAUGUCCGAGUUCAGCUGCUCCGACCUGGAGAGCAUGAGGACGUCGUGCAGCCACGGCUCCGGCGGCGGCGACUACCACCUGCGCUUGGCCACCGUCAGCCCCCUCCCCGAGGUGGAGAACGACCGGCUGGAGUCGUGUCCUUCUCACUUCUCGCCUCAGUCCCCCACCUCCACCUCCACCGCCUCCUCCCUGGGGAACGGCACGGACCUGUCGGGGCUCUGCUUCGUCACGGACGAGAACAUCAACAUCAUGUGUGCCGGCGAGCUGGACUGCAACGGAGGAGAGCUCCUGAAGGAGCACAACCACCACCACCUCCACCAGCCGCAGGAAGCGGCUCCGCCCGAGCAGCAGGCCAGGAACCUCUGCUUACACACUGAUAUUUAAUAAACUCCAUACCUAAAGUGCUGCACUCACUUUAUAGACCACCUCCUUUCCUUCUUUAAGCUAACAGCUGCUGCUUUACAGUUUUGGUUAUUCCCGAGUAAGAGAUGCAUCUUAUUAGGAUGGAGGUUUUCCAAGGGAAGCAGCUUUUGAGUAAAAUUGUUCCUAGCAGCCACCUGAAAGCGUUAAAGUUCCUCCUGAGGCUGUUUCUGUUUCAGAUCUUUUCUUAUUUGUCACGUUUCACACGAAGCUGUUCACUGAUUGGCUGUUGCAUUGAUCUGUAGGACAAAAUAAAGUUCUUCAAUUCAUCAUACAGCAUUAAAUAGAUCUGAUUUCCUGAGACAAACCGAGUGAGGGACCAGGCAAAAUGUCGUUUUGGUUUGUUUUCUUCCCCCGUAAAUGUAAAAGUAACCGUUUUGAAUAUAUAUCACACUGAACCGUUCCAGCUCUGAACUCGACCUUUCCAAUGCUGAGAUCUACUGAGGGAGAUGGUGCUCCACUGCUUUCUGUUCUGUAGCUCGAAACUCAAGUGUCUUUUAGUGCCAAGAUAACUUUGAAAACUUGGGCAGAAUUUUGCUCUGGGAAAGGUUGGAACCGAUUUGAUUAGUGAUUAAAAAAAUAAAAAAGUCUCUGGAAGGCCGAAGCUGUAGAUUUUGCUGAACCCUCCCGUAGUUGAAAUCGGCGCUCAUGUAGAGUGUGGCAGAUGUCACUGUCGGGUCGAGUAGAAAGCCACGGGGUCAGCCCGUAAAUGAGGGGAAAUAAAACUGUGCUGCGCUCGAGAACGGUUGUUUUUUUCCUUCAAAGUCCAUUUACAGGCUCAGUACUUCCCAAAAAUCACAAAUAAAAAAAACAAACGAAUAAAAAACUUUGUUAAAGUGCAGACAAGAUCAGUGCGACUCUGCCUGGACAGUGAACAGCGGGUCCACUCGAGUCCUAGGACUGCGGGAGGGUUAAAGUUAGAAUUGUAACAUUACUCAGCGGGUCGGUCAGCUGACCGAAAUUGUACAAAGAAGUGAUUUGUUUACUGUUAGAGCUGCUUUCUGCGUUGGCCUCUGAGAGCUUUGAUAUCUUAACUCAUGGUGCCUUCAGGAAGCUGCUCGUGUUCCUCUCUUGUCUUCUAGAGUCCAAACGGGAGCGAGGAGAACGUCGUACCGACAGCAGAGUGCGUUUGCUAGAGGCGCGCUCUUUCACAAUGCGGCGGAGUUUAACUGAAGACUUUUCAACAGCCUACCAAAGACAGCACUCAGGCUCUUGUUAGGUCUUUGACUCUUCAGUAACACGCAACCUUUUUUCUUUUCUUUUUUUUAAAACACCGUGGGGAUGAAUGAAGACAUGACCCAGGGUCUCUCCCACACACACACACACACACACACACACUGCUGUUUUUACAUGUUCCACUAAAGUUGCGCAAAUAAGUGAGGCUCCAGGCACCUGCACUGACGCAGAGGUUGAUGGGAACGUUGAGUUUGUCAUGUGAUUCGGGUUUGUGUGCUGCUGAGCAGACUUGAAGUCAGUGUCUUUUUUUUUUUUUUUUUUUCUUUCUCCCAAACUGUUCUGUGGUCUGCACUGAGGCUGCUGAGCUGGCUCUGGUGAACCUCUACUAGCAGUGUGGUUUUGACCCAGGUCUGUUCUGGUUUGGUUCUGUGGAUAAAGCCUCCUGGCUGCAGAUCUCCCUUCAUCACAGUUAAGAUUUUUCUGCUCAUUCUUCCUCUUUUUCUUGGUUUUGACCAAAAUAAUCAAAUGUUUUGGUUGUAAUUUGCACACCGGUGUCAAGAUAAAAUUGGUCGUUUGUGCACAACGGGAUAAGGUGUUUGUAUAUUUGUUUGGUAAUUUGCUUUACUAUAUGCGUG